AUGACCUCUCACCAUCCAAGGACAACGUUAGGAGCUUAUGCUGCUGCCUAUGUUCAUCAUCAUCACCCUCAAACCUCAUCAGCAAAUAAUAAUUCUUCAAAUCCGAAAGCUAUUGAACUAAAUGACGGGAGGAUUUUACAAUUUAAUCAUCAUGAAACGGAAGAGGAAAUACAUCUCCGAUUGAAAGAGGAAAAGAGAAAAAUAGAAGAGGAACGACUUAGAAAAUUGAGGAUAGAAACAGCAAAGCGAAGGAAAAAACAAGAACAAAUGGAUGCUCAACUUAAAGAAAAAAAAGAUUUGGAGAUUGAAAAAGCUUUACAGGAAAGAAAGGAAAGAAUUAAAUCAGCAAUCAAGCUGAAAAACCUACCAAUUUCUAAAAUUACCACGACAACAAAUCAACAACGACCAUAUAGUGAGGAGGGAACAAAACUACCAGUCUUACAUAAAAACGAGAAAAGAGAAACAGCAAUACUUCCAGCAGACAUCACAAAAAAACAAAUACGGCAUUUAAAUGUGUUGGAAUCGUUGGAUUUGCAAGGUAUAACAUCAAGCACGGACAUGUUUUUACUGGCAGAGAAGAUGGCCAAUAGGGAAAGUAUUAGAGCUUCAGAAGCAUAUGGAGCUCUGAAAGGAAUAGAACGUCGUUCAUCAACAGACGAAUGUGAAUCAUCAAUCCUGUCACAACAAGAAAAUCUAAAUAUUUUAAAAGUUGUAUCACCCUCAAACAAAAUGAAGAGAGUAAGAAUUCAAGUAGUUGAGGAAAAGCAAGCAAAAAACGAAACUGAAAAGGAGAUCAAGCUGGGUCAUCUCCCAAAUAUUUCUCAAAAACGGGAAUCCCCUUCUCAACAAGAUGAAAUAGAGCGAAAGCAAGCCUCCAAUUCUCCACCAAAAGAAAAGACGGUAGUUAAGGACACUAAGAAGAAGAAAACUGCAACUUCGGUACCGUCAACAGGUGUUUCAAUAGAUAUUGAGAAGAUAGAAAAGGACAUUGUGUUAAUCGAUAAGGCUUUGCUUGAAAAAUAUCAAAAUUUACGACAAAUUGAUUCGUCAAUGCUGCAACGAACCGGUUCCAACAACUCGUCUUACUUGUCUUCAACAAGCUCCAACACAACGUCCAAAAAGCCAAAAGCUGCUCCAAAGCGAGCCAAGCCAAUUUUUGCGAAUCGUGUAAGAAAAUUUUGA
Molecule: messenger RNA, 1182 nt
Organism: Naegleria lovaniensis
Lineage: Eukaryota; Heterolobosea; Eutetramitea; Acrasida; Naegleriidae
Exons: 1
Coding region: 1-1182 (393 amino acids)
Source: RefSeq, a predicted model, not a curated record